Messenger RNA from Phragmites australis (common reed), 1372 nucleotides. RefSeq lists its product as uncharacterized. Gene Ontology annotation, cellular component: cytoplasm; nucleus. NCBI's taxonomy places the organism in Eukaryota, Viridiplantae, Streptophyta, Magnoliopsida, Poales, Poaceae. The record is from RefSeq and is a predicted model, not a curated record. Gene Ontology annotation, molecular function: broad specificity oxidative DNA demethylase activity; oxidative RNA demethylase activity; ferrous iron binding. Gene Ontology annotation, biological process: oxidative RNA demethylation. The coding region runs from base 124 to 1164 and encodes 346 amino acids. The transcript has 4 exons.
UGGCCGUGGAGCCUGGAGGCAAGUCACUUGGACGCAGUCGCGUCCGGCCUCGAAGAAAACGAGGCGUAACCCCGAGCGCCGCUUUAGCCGCCGUUUCCGCUUCCGCAUCUCUUGGCUCCGCCGAUGGCCGGCGGCGACGAGGGGACGCCAGUGAACUUCCCCACGCGGAGGAAGGCCCGUCCCCCUCAAGGAUCGGUUUAUGAGAGGCCUUUGGAACGCCAAAAGGAGGGAGCAUGCACAUUAUCUCCGUCAGUUAGCAACAACAAAUCACCGCCACAAUUGGUUGCACCGGUUCAACUACCGAAACCUCUGCACUCCAUAAGCGGUCCAUCUAGUUCUGGAUCUGUGGGGUCUGAUUCAGGAGCUGCCCCAUUUGAUAUAUGUAUGCAUGAUAACAAAUGCUCUGUCAAGUUAAAUCGUUCUUUACUCGAGAUCAACAGAGAGAAAAGACGAGAGAACAUGCUUUCCAAAGAUGUACCUCCACUGCAGCAUUUGAGACCUGGGAUGGUUCUGUUGAAUAAAUUCUUAAAGCCUAAUGAUCAGGUUAAAAUUGUCAAACUUUGCCAGCAGCUUGGUGUUGGUGCAGGAGGAUUUUAUAGACCUAGCUAUAGAGAUGGGGCUAAGUUAAAUCUGUGGAUGAUGUGCUUAGGGAUGAACUGGGAUCCAGAUUCACGCUCGUAUGGGGAUAAACGUCCAUUUGAUGGUGCUCAACCACCAAACAUACCAGAAGAAUUCAGGAAGUUCGUUCAAGAUGCCAUUCAAGCUUCCCAUCAAUUCUUGGAACAAGGUAGGGGAGCUGCCAAUGCUGAGGAAGAACUUCCUCCGAUGUCACCAGAUAUCUGCCUUGUUAACUUCUACAACAGUAGUGGGAGGUUAGGUCUUCAUCAGGACAAAGAUGAAACGAGAACCAGUCUUGUCAAGGGAUUGCCUGUCGUUUCUUUUUCGUUAGGCGAAACUGCAGAAUUCUUGUAUGGUGAUGUAAGAGACGUGGACAAGGUUUCAAAGGUUGAUCUUGAAUCUGGCGAUGUUCUAAUAUUUGGUGGUACAUCAAGGCUCAUAUUCCACGGGGUUUCCAACGUCAAACCCAAAACUGCACCGAAGUGGCUGACAGAUGAGACAAGUCUUCGACCUGGGCGCCUGAAUCUCACAUUCAGGCAGUAUUAGACAAUUAGUACGCUCGUUCGGUGCCUCCUCGAAAGCUACUUACUAUCUGUUGUUUUGCAGUAUGUCUCCUUUGGCUAUGCAAAUAGAUUCUGUGUAGUAACUAUAAAUCACGACUUCACUGCUACUCGCUUGAAUGUUUGUUGCAUGGUCAAUCUUUUGCCUUCAUCAUGCAGGUGAAUAUAUGGGAAGAGAGACCAUUUUCAGACAA